AUGUCUUUCUCCAGCCAGCUCAGCUCCCGCUGCUCUGCGCCCUGCGAGGUGUCCUGUCCCCAGCCCCUGGCCAGCGCCUGGAGCCAGCCCUGCGUCACCUCCUGCGGGGACUCGCGGGCCGUGGUCUACCCUCCGCCCGUGGUCAUCACCUUCCCGGGGCCCAUCCUCAGCUCCUGCCCCCAGGAGAGCGUCGUGGGAUCCGCAUUCCCAUCGGGAGUGGAGCGCCCCAUGGGCCUGCAGGGCUCCCUGGUCUACGGGGGCUUCUUGUCCUCCUCCUCCUCCUCCAGGAAUGUCUGGAGCCAGCGCUCCGGGGGCUGCGGGCCCUGCUGA
Corvus hawaiiensis (hawaiian crow) is the source of this 330-nucleotide messenger RNA. RefSeq names its product feather keratin 4-like. The coding region runs from base 1 to 330 and encodes 109 amino acids. The record is from RefSeq and is a predicted model, not a curated record. Gene Ontology annotation, cellular component: intermediate filament. NCBI's taxonomy places the organism in Eukaryota, Metazoa, Chordata, Aves, Passeriformes, Corvidae. Gene Ontology annotation, molecular function: structural constituent of cytoskeleton. The transcript has a single exon.